Messenger RNA from Cyprinus carpio (common carp), 1423 nucleotides. RefSeq names its product stonustoxin subunit beta-like. The record is from RefSeq and is a predicted model, not a curated record. NCBI's taxonomy places the organism in Eukaryota, Metazoa, Chordata, Actinopteri, Cypriniformes, Cyprinidae. The transcript is spliced from 4 exons. Bases 92 to 811 code for a protein of 239 amino acids. Gene Ontology annotation, molecular function: protein binding.
UGGGUGUAAUCUCACUGCUCACAUUGUGAAACUCUGUCAUCAGCUCUACAAUCCUCAAAGUUGUCCUGAUGGAGCUUUGAUCUGAAUAACAAUGACCUGCAAGGAUUCAGGAGUGAAGCUGCUCUCUUAUGCACUGAAGAGUCCAAACUGUCACCUUGAGAUACUGAGAUUGUCUGGCAGUAUGGUAACGGAGGAAGGCUGUUGGUUAUGUGUCUUCAGCUCUGAGUUCAAACCCUCACACCUGAGAGAGCUGGAUCUGAGCUACAAUCACCCAGGAGAUUCAGGAGUCAAGUUGCUCAAUGACAAACUGAAGGAUCCAAACUGCUCACUACAGAUGCUCACUUUGGACCAUGGAGGACAUUUCAGGAUCACACCAGGACUGCAAAAAUAUGCCUGUGAUCUCGCAUUGGAUCCAAACACAGCACAUGCUCAACUCAUCCUAUCUGAAGGAAACAGGACAGCAAAACAUGUGGAAAAGAAGCAACCGUAUCCAGAUCAUCCAGACAGAUUUGAACUCUGUGAGCAGGUUCUGUGUGAAGAGAGUCUGACUGGACGCUGUUACUGGGAGGUUAAAUGGAGCGGCACAGGUCUUGUAGGGCUGACCUAUAAAGGAAUCAUCAGGAAAAGUGGGGCUGACUGUUGGUUUGGACUCAAUGAAAAGUCCUGGGGAAUGUACUGUAGGGAUAUAAUUUACACUGUCUGGCACAAUAACAAGAGCACUGAUAUAUCUGGCCCUUCAUCUCGUACUAAUAGAGUAGGAGUGUAUGUGGACGUGUUUGGCCGGCACUCUGUCCUUCUACAGUGUCUCUGACACACACACACUCACACACAUAUACACAUUCAACACCACAUUCACUGAACCCCUCUAUGCUGCAUUUGGGGUUUAUCCUGAAUCUUCAAUGUCUCUGUGUUAAAUUUAACCCCCUGGAGUCGUAUUUUCUCGAUGACCGCAGAAACAACUAAAAAUGCUCCUUCAUUUUUGAUUGCACAGAUAAGAAUAAGGUCAUAAUAACAACAACAAAAACAAUGUGCUUUUGUAAAAUAAAGAAAAUAAACAGGGUGCGUUCUCCGCCGUCUCACUACACGGAAAUAAAACAACAUUAAUCUCAGCGAAUAUUUGCCUCAAAGAUAUGAUAAAUAUAUUUAUAUAAAGCUUGAAAUGUCUACUUUUAAAGGAAGUCACGUCCAAAACAAAUAUUCUCUGUUAAAGUUGGUAAUGCUAGUGAGAGGUCUCUUAAAUAAUUGAAUCUAUCCCAUGUUCAGUAAGAGGGGGAGAUAGAUUAAAAUGGCUUUUACAACAAGAAACUUUCUGGAUUUAUACACUUAAGGGGACUAAGCCUCUUGGGUUUAAUGAAGAAAUAUAUUUUUUAUCUUUUUUAUUUUAUUUUUAAUUUUUUAUUAUUUUUGUAAGUUUUUGUAUUGU